AUGCCUGAUACGACUGUCCUGCCUUUUCCCUCUGGAUCUUGUGACAGUCCGAGUGCAGCCGGUGGCAGCAGCCUUGCGACUUUAUCACCCUCACCACCAACCGACAUAUCAUUAAUAUCAAACCGGAGCAUUACCAAUAAUAACAGUAUCAAUUUCAGUCUCAGAGCCUCUGGGCCCAUCCGAAUUGUCAAUAAUUCCGGGAAUACUACCAUUAUCAGUGGCGGUGUGAAGAGAAACAGUCUUCCAAUCAUCACCAGCGGCGGUACCAUUCCCAAUCCGUCCACCCCAAACCCGGCAUCUCCAUCUUCUGGAACGGCUCUUUCGCCUUCGUCCUUUAAAUCAACUGCCACGGAAAGUUUCCCAACUUCUCCAGUAACUCCCAUCCAAGAAAUCCAAGAAUCAAGUAACUGCACUAUCCUUCCAUCUGCUGGUGCUCUUGUUCCUGGUAUUCUUACCUCAUCACCAUCCAACUCGAACUUCAACUCGACCUUCAACAACGGUGUCUCGAAGAAAGACGACGGCCGUGCAACUGCAGCGUCGACUUCAUACUACAGCACUCUUGCUCAACGUCAAAUCAAAAAUCUUUCAAACGCAGCUCCUUCACCAUCCUUCACCAUCAUCGAAGGCCCCUGUUCUGUAAAGCAAACAGAAGGCUUGACCAAUAAUAGCAAAGAGUCUACAAGUGUUGGGAACACUGGACAUACCAACCGAGCGUCAAUCAGUAUCUCAUCUGUCAACCCGCUUCUUUCGCUUGCCAAUCUUGCACGAGCGGUUUCAGGUUCGCCUACAAAUCCUCAAAACGGCAGUACAACACCUUUGACCUCCCAAACCCUCGGCCGGAAAAAGACGCUAUCCAGUCGAAGAAAAAGUGACGGCAGUCUCUUAAAAUCGUCCAGCUACGAUAACUUAGAAUCUCUUAACCAGCGGUUUCCGGCUGGUUUGACUCUUGCUGAAGUUCUCGAAACGACCGGGAAUCAUUCACAGGCAGUUGCCAUAGACCCAUCAAAUAAAAAUACACCCAACAUGCAUCAAUCAUCUUCAAGAUUGUUGCGUAUGACGCAGGACGAUAGACCGUUCACAAGGGAUUUCAAAGAUCUCUUUUCUACACUCAUAGUUUCUUUACCUCUAACACCCCAUAGGCUACGUUUCAAGACAUAUUCAUUUACUUUUACCUCAGACCAAGCUGUAAAUAAUCUGGGUUCGCUCAAGUUUUCUCAGUCCAACAGAAUGCCUGACCCUAAGGAUCCAUCACGGAUCGUUACAACUACUACAACAACGACCUUCAGUAUGGCAAAGGAGAUGGCGAGGACAGUCUGCCAAAAGUUCGUCGCUGCAAGGUUUAUGGAAGCUGUUGGCGAGAAGACAGGUACACCUUUCACGAGCAAAAAUAUGCUGUGGCAGUUAACUCCAAAGGGAAUACAUGUUUUGGAACGUUUCUGCCAAAGGAAUGGGAUCAACUCUCCGCACAUCAUGGCUCUCUUAUCAUCUCCUCUAAACACGAUGCGAUUAGUUAUUCUCGAGAGGGAUCCAGUUACCGACAAAGUUUCACAAGACAAGUCUACCACUGAGAUUAUCUUCCGUAGAUUUGCCGGAAGCACACCCAACAUCAAACAAACUGUUACAGCAUCCGAUUCGGACUCACUAUCAGAAUAUGGGGAUGGCCACACUGGUGUCAAACUUGCAGAAACACGGAAGGUCUACGACAAGGUUGUCAAGUUUUCUUUCACAGGUAAAGCAGGGGUGGACUGGUUGCUCGAUUGCUGCACAACUAUUGAGCCCGUUGAAACCUACGAGAUUGCUAGUUUGUUUACAAGAUUUGGUCUCAUUCAAUGUGUGGUUGAGGAUAAAAUCUAUCUUCAACAGGAGCCGAAGGCUAAGGAUUUUCAGCCGACAAAGUCUGCGAUCUACAUCGUAACAGAACGUGGAAAGAGGAUAGCUGGUUGGAUAGAUUCCGAAAGGGGAAGCAUUGAGAAGAGAAACGGUCAUGCAAACGGCGAGAAGAGCUCUCAAGGUUCUAAAUCGGGGCGUGGAAAGGAACCCGGUGAAAGCCGCGAGACCAACACAACUCGUCUUUCUUGCAUUAUUCACGACCCAGCCCUGCGUCUACUUUUCAGAGAGUUCUUGCGUGAAACGCUUUGCGAAGAGAACUUGACCUUCUGGAUAGAUGUCAAUGACUUUCAAUUGCAAUUCAAAAACCAGACAACUCUCGACAACAUCAGAGAAACUUUGGCCUAUGCUUACGGAAUCUACAAUGCCUUCCUCGCUCCCGGUUCGCCGUGUGAGUUGAACAUCGACCAUACUCUCCGUCAAGAGCUUGCCUCGACAAUGACUCGAGCUGUUGCAAAAGACCAACAAGGAAUGCUCGGAAGUCUUCGAGAGGUGGCCAACCUUUUCGAAAAGGCACAGGAACAAGUCUUCAAACUGAUGGCCAGUGAUUCGGUCCCUAAAUUCGCUAGGACUGCUCGGUACAUUGAGAUGUCUGGAGACCACGGCUCUGACGACGGGUCUGCGAAUGGUACUUCUCCCCCUGUCCGCAAAGUGCAGCGACAUGCAAAAUAG
This is a messenger RNA of Orbilia oligospora ATCC 24927, 2559 nucleotides long. RefSeq lists its product as uncharacterized. Gene Ontology annotation, biological process: intracellular signal transduction. Bases 1 to 2559 code for a protein of 852 amino acids. Lineage: Eukaryota; Fungi; Ascomycota; Orbiliomycetes; Orbiliales; Orbiliaceae. The transcript is spliced from 5 exons. The record is from RefSeq and is a predicted model, not a curated record.